AUGCGCAAAGUUCGGAGUGUCUCCUUUGCGGCUUCGCACUACAAAUGGCUUGGAUUAUUCCCCCGCAUCUGCAUGGGACUGGCGCUGCUUUUGUUCUGUUUGCGGUAAUUCUGACAGGUGAUGCAGUUACGCAGGUUUUUGACAGCUAUGGAUUAUCGUACGCCCUGAGGUCCGAGCUGUCAGAGGAUGCGAUAUUGGUCGCCAACAAUGGGAUACGCGUGCCUUUCGGGAGAUCAGUUUAUAUUGAUCCCAUCAACGAUUUGGUCAUCCAAGUUCAGCCCGGUGAUAGAUGCAGCAUAACAGUCCUGGACAAUGAUCCCUUGUCUCAAAGGCCUGGACAUCUGUCUCCGAAAAAGUUUCCAUGUGAAUUUGGCCCCAACGACGUGAAGUAUUCCCACUUUGGCUCCAGGAGUCCGCCAAGGGAUAGAGUGAGGUUACAACUCAGGUAUGACACCCAAACGGACACCGUUAUUAUACCUUUUAUGAUGGAGGUGGAAGUCAUUUUCACCCAGCUGGAAGUGCUAACGAAAAAUAUGCCGCUCACUGUUGAGAAACUGCUUGGUACGAGUAACCCCAUCGAUAGGAAGAUUUUAGAGUUCUCCUUUGAUAGAAGCGCACAACAAUGCAAAAUAGCCUCCCUCUCCAGUGGCAGCGCACUGCCUAGGUAUGGGAAACUUGUGGAUGAGGGCAGUCUUGGAAAGAUGGUGGACUGUGAUGAAUUUAUAACAAAGAAUAUCCGCUAUCAGCACACUUUUGCUGUGAAAUCACCCAACAGAGAUUAUAUUCCCAUGCUUGUGGAAUUACAAGAUAAGGAGGGCAAUUUGCUGAAGCAGGAAUUUUUCCAAAUUUUGGUACGAAUUAAAGAGGGAGAGGAAAACACAGCCCCUAAACCCAGCUUUGUGGCAAUGAUGAUGAUGGAGGUGGACCAGUUUGUAAUGACAGCAAUAACCACGGAUAUGCUGGCUGCAGAGGAUAUUGAGUCUAAUCCUGAUGACUUAAUUUUUAACAUCACAUCCCCCCUGUCCUUUGAGGAGGGCUACAUAGUAAGCACUGAUGAUAGGAAUUUGCCAAUAACAUCAUUUUACCAAGGAGACCUCAAAGAUUUGAAAAUAGCCUACAAACCCCCUGCGGUGGAUUCAGACACUGAGCGGAUUUUCCAGAUUGAGUUUGAGGUUGUGGACACAGAGGGGGCUGUGUCAGACCCUUUUGCUUUCAUGAUUGUUGUUAAGCCUAUGAAUACACUGGCUCCUGUGGUGACGAGGAAUACAGGCCAGUUGCUGUAUGAGGGACAGUCCAGGCCUCUCUCCAGUUCACACAAUCUGGAAAUCAGCGACGAGGAUAACUUAGACAAAGUCAGAGUCACUGUAAUUGACGGGCUCAGGCAUGGAGACCUAACUGUUCUGGGCUCCAGGAGGAAAUUUUUCACCCCAGCUGACCUCGAUGCUGGAGUAGUCAUCUAUCAACAUGAUGGAAGUGACACAUACAGUGAUAAUAUUAUUUUCAGGAUGACUGAUGGCAAAAAUGAGGUCGAGUUUCUGUUUCCCAUCACCGUUGUACCGACUGAUGAUGAGCCUCCCAUUAUCAAUGCAAACACCGGUUUGGUUUUAUUCAAAAACCAAAUGAUGCCCAUCUCCUCUCUCAUGCUCAGUGCAGCAGACAUUGACUCAGAGGAUUCUACUAUAAAAUUCACAAUCGUGUCUCCCUUUUCAACUAUUGGGCAAGUGUUGCUGCGCCAGGCUGAGGCCCCGGAGGACCCAUCAACCUGGAGGUUUAAUGCAGAGGAUGAAAUGUACGAGAAAGUAGUUACUGAAUGGCUGCAGCAGGAUAUUACUGAUGAUAAACUGUUUUACAAGCAUGUUGGACCUCACAGCACCAGCGCAGUCAUGGAUCAGUUUGUUUUCAGAGUUCAAGAUGACAAUGACCCACCUAACCAAUCAGGCGAAAGCUCCUUCAUCAUUAGGAUUCUCCCUGUUGAUGACCUCAGCCCCGAACUGUACCCUGGCACUACUCUACAAAUGACUGUGCACGAGUAUCAUCUUACUCACUUCCGCAAGAAAUUCCUCCGUUACACUGACCUGGACUCAGAAGAUAGGGAUCUCAAAUACACAAUCACCCAACCACCAACGGAUACGGAUGAGAAUAACCCUGUUGUUUUGGGUUCCCUUGUAUUAACUGAAAGCCCAGGCACUGAAGUGACAACAUUCACUCAGGCACAAAUUAAUCACCAUAAAAUUGCUUACAAACCUCCUGACCUUGAGCUAGGAAUUACUACUCGUAUUUUGCAGUUUAAGUACACCGUGGAGGAUAUUUCUGGAAAUAGUGUUGAAGGAGUUUUCACUAUAAUUUUGCAGCCUGUUGACAACAAGCCACCACAGAUAAUCAACUCUGGGUUCACUGUGCUUGAACGUGGCACCCAUAUCAUCACAAGUGCUGAGCUAGACACCUCAGACACGGACACUGACAGCAAACAGAUAUCCUUUACUGUUAGCCAGCCUCCCCUCCACGGCCAGAUGCAGUUUAUAUUCACAGACAUGACAAAAGGCGACGCUUUCACUCUAGAAGACAUUGGAAAUGGCAGAAUUUCCUACAUCCACAAUGGAGAUGAAUCAACGGCUGAUUCGAUACAAAUAGAUGUCAGCGAUGGUGUCCACAUUGUCCCAAUUACGAUCAAGAUUACCGUGAAGCCCAUUGAUGAUGAGACCCCAACUAUAAGUCUCCCAGCUGGCACAAUUGGCUCCUUUAUAGAUGUAUUAGAAAAUGGAGCAACAGAAAUCACAAGUAAUGUCAUUCAGGGAAGGGAUGAGGACACAGAUGACCUCCGUUUGACCUUCAUUGUGGAGGACCCGCCAGUGUUAGGUGAAAUCCUGGUGAACGGUGUCCCAUCAGGCAUGUUCACCCAGGCUGAUAUUAUAAAUGGACUGGUAGUUUAUGCUCAUACCAGUGGGGAAGUAGGCCUGACCACCAAGGAGGACUUUUUCAAUCUCACUUUAACUGACAUGUCUGAUGAGUGGACUGUUGGGGGAAAUAAGAUUACUGGUGUCAGAGUGCAUGUUACUAUUCUUCCUUUGGAUAGCCAGCCCCCAGAGGUCUUUGUGGGCCCGCAGUUUUUUGUUGUUGAAGGAGAAAAGAACACCAUUGAAAUCCGUCACAUGAGCGCUGACGAUGUCGACACUCCAAAUGAUGACCUCCUUUGUACAAUCAUAGUACAGCCAACUUCAGGAUAUGUAGAAAAUAUCUCUCCAGCGCCAGGAUCGGAAAAAUCCAGGUCCGGAACAGCUAUUAGUGCUUUCACCAUCAAAGACAUCAGACAGAAUCACAUUUACUAUGUUCAAAGCAUUCACAAAGGAGUGGAACCAGUAGAGGAUAGGUUUACAUUCAGGUGCUCUGAUGGCAUCAAUUUCUCUGAAAGGCACUUUUUCCCUAUUUCCAUAAUACCUUCUAAUGAUGAAAAGCCUGAGAUUUUCAUGAGAGAGUUUGUAGUUAUGGAGGGCAUGAACAUAGUCAUCGACACACCCAUUCUGAAUGGUGCUGAUGCAGAUAUUCCCUCCGAUGAGCUGACAUUCAUUAUCACCCGACCUCCCAAGCAUGGAUUUAUUCUCAAUCAACUGACUACAGGCACUGUCCCAGUCACUAACUUCACCUUGGAUCAGAUCAGGGAGGCUUCCAGCAUUGUGUAUGAGCAUGAUGACUCAGAGACCACAGAGGACAGCUUUGAUAUUGUUCUCACAGACGGAAAGUUCAGCAUAGAGAAAACAGUAAUAGUUAUGAUUAUCCCCGUGGAUGACGAAACCCCAAGGAUGGCUAUCAAUGACGGCCUUGAAAUCGAGAUAGGUGAUGUGAAAGUCAUAAACAGCAAUGUUUUAAAAGCUACUGAUCUAGACUCUGAGGACAGCACAUUAACAUACAUAAUUCGCUACGGGCCUGGUCAGGGGUUUUUACAGAAGACUACGCCUUAUGGGACGUUACAAAACAUCACAGUAGGGAUGAACUUCACACAGAACGACGUGGACCAGGGUUUGAUUGUGUACGUUCAUAAUGGACAAGAAGGGAUUCGCGAUCUCAUCAAAUUUGACGUGACCGAUGGCAUUAAUCCUUUGAUUGACAGAUACUUCUAUGUCACAGUGGGUGGUAUUGACAUGGUUUUCCCAGAUGUGGUCAGUAAAGGUGUGUCCCUAAAAGAAGGUGGCAGGGUGACCCUGACCACGGACCUGCUCAGCACCAGUGACCACAACAGCCCGGAUGAGCAUUUGGUCUUUACAAUCACCAGAGCGCCAAUGAGAGGACACCUGGAGUGCACAGACACUCCUGGGAUGCCCAUCACGUCCUUCACACAGCUGCAGCUUGCUGGCAACAAAAUCUACUACAUUCACACUGCAGACGAUGAAGUGAAAAUGGAUAGCUUUGAAUUUGAGGUGACAGACGGCUACAACCCAGUGUUUCGCACAUUCCGCAUCGCCAUCACAGACGUAGAUAAUAAAAAACCCGUGGUAACAGUGCAUGGCCUAGUUGUGACAGAGGGCGAGAACAAGCUUAUCACACCUUUUGAGUUAACAGUAGAGGAUAGAGACACUGUAGACCGCCUCUUAAAGUUCACAGUCACUCAAGUCCCCGUUCAUGGUCGCCUUCUCUUUAACAGCACCCGGCCCGUCACCUCCUUUACUAAACAGGAUCUGAAUGAAAACAUGAUCAGUUACAAGCAUGAUGGCACAGAGAGCGCUGAGGACAGCUUCUCCUUCACUGUCACUGAUGGCACUCACACAGACUUCUAUGUGUUUCCCGAUACAGUCUUUGAAACUCGUAAACCUCAGGUGAUGAAGAUUACUGUGUUCUCAGUGGAUAACGGGGUGCCACAGAUUGUGGUGAACAAGGGUGCGCCCACAUUGCGGGUUUUGGAGACUGGCCACCUUGGCUUCAUGAUUACCAGUAAGGCCCUGAAGGCAGAGGACAGAGAUAGCCUGCAUGAUUCUGUGACCUUCAAGAUUACUGUGGGCCCAGAGCAUGGCUACCUGAUCAACCUUGGCAAAGGAAAUGCCACCAUCACUACUUUCACCCAAGCUGAAAUUGAUGAGAUGAAGAUAUGCUAUGUUCUGAGAGAUGGUGACAAUGCUACAAACGACAUUUUCUAUUUCUCCAUUGAGGACAAUGGAGGUAACAAACUGAAGAAGCAGCAGUUCCGCCUUAACUGGGCCUGGAUCUCCUUGGAGAGGCAGCGGUAUGUGGUCGAUGAGGAGGUCAAGUUCCUGGAGGUGGUGCUGAGACGCAGGGGCUACCUGGGCGAGACUUCAUUUGUCAGCAUCAGCACCAAGGAUGGCACCGCAGAGAAAGACAAAGAUUUCCGAGGAAAGUCUCAGAAACAGGUUCAGUUCAACCCGGGGCAGACCACGGCCACCUGGAAGGUCCGGAUCUUGUCGGACAGCGAGUACGAAGUGUCAGAGACGUUCCAGAUCGUCCUGUCCGAGCCUGUGAUGGCAGCCCUUGAGUUUCCAGACGUCGCCAGCGUGGAAAUCGUGGACCCUGCUGACGAGUCCACCGUGUUCAUUCCCUCGGCUGUCUACAACAUAGAGGAGGAUAUUGGCGAGCUGCUCAUCCCUGUGCGCAGGAGUGGAGACGUCAGCCAGGAGCUCAUGGUCAUCUGCUACACCCAGCAGGUGACGGCCACAGGCACGAUCCCCACCACCGUGCUGUCGUACUCCGACUACAUCUCCAGGCCGGAGGAGCACCACAGCAUCCUGCGCUUCGACAAGGGCGAGGUGGAGAAAGCCUGCCGCGUCGUGAUCAUCGAUGACUCCCUGUAUGAAGACGAGGAGAGCUUCAAUGUCACCCUCAGCAUGCCCAUGGGCGGCCGCCUGGGCCUGGAGUUCCCCACAGCCAGAGUCACCAUCGUGCCUGAUAUGGAUGACGCUCCCGUCUUCUACUUUGGCAACACAGACUACCACGUGGACGAGAGCGACGGCUUCGUGGAGGUGCAGGUGUGGAGGACGGGCACUGAUCUGUCUAAGGCGGGAACGGUUACAGUGCGCUCCAGAAAGACAGACCCCGUCUCCGCUGAGGCCGGCGCCGAUUAUGUGGGGAUCAGCCGGAACCUGGACUUUGCGCCGGGGGUCACCAUGCAGACGUUUCGUGUGACCGUCCUGGACGACCUGGGCCAGCCGGCGCUCGAAGGCCCGGAGACGUUUGAGCUGGUGCUCCGGAUGCCCAUGAACGGGAUCAUGGGGGAGCCGAGCAAGGCGACCAUCCUCAUCAACGACUCGGUCUCGGAUUUGCCCAAGGUCCAAUUCCGGGACGCCGCGUACACGGGGAAUGAGAACUCGGGACAGAUCACAGCCAUGGUGUAUCGCAGCGGUGACAUCAGCUACAAGUCCACAGUGCGCUGCUACAGCAGGCAGGGAACAGCCCAGGUCAUGAUGGACUUCAACGAGAGGCCCAACACAGACGCCUCCGUCAUCACCUUCUUACCAGGUGAGGUGGAGAAGCCUUGUGUCCUGGUGCUGGUGGAUGACACAGAGCACGAGGAAGAGGAGGAGCUUCGUCUGGUGUUGGGAAGCCCCAGGAGUGAAUCUCCAUUUGGAGCGUUAAUUGGGCAGCAGAAUGAGACGCUCAUCAAGAUAAAGGACGACGCCGACAAGGCCAUCAUCAGGUUUGGAGAGACCAAAUUCAGCGUCAGCGAGCCAAAGGAAAGUGGCCAAGUGUCUGUGGUGAGGAUCCCAGUGCUGCGUGUUGGAGACACAUCCAAGGUUUCUGUUGUCCGGGUUCACACCAAGGAUGGAUCAGCCACCUCCGGGGAAGACUACCAUCCCAUAUCUGAGGAAAUUGUGUUCAAACAGGGGGACACAGAGCACUAUGUGGAGGUGGAGAUAUUAUUUGACGGUGUCAGAGAAAUGAGGGAAGCUUUCACCGUGCACCUGAAGCCUGAUGAGAACAUGGUGGCAGAGACAAAGAUGAGCAAAGCCAUAAUCUAUAUUGAGGAGACCAACAGCAUGGCAGAUGUCACCUUCCCCUCGGUGCCUCGAGUGGUUUCUCUGCUGCAUUACGACGACAUCGACAGGGCGGGAGACUCUCUCCCCGUGGCUGGAUACCCCGUCAUCUGUGUCACUGCCUGUAAUCCCAAGUACCCCGACUAUGACAGAACAGGCUCCAUCUGUGUAAGUGAGAACAUCAACAACACCCUGACCCGCUAUCGCUGGCUAGUCAGCGCCCCCACUGGCCCCGACGGUGUAACCAGCCCCAUGAGGGAAGCGGACUUCGAUACCUUCUUCUCCUCCUCCAAGCUCAUCACCCUGGACUCGGUCUACUUCCAGGCUGGCUCCAGAGUCCAGUGUGCUGCCAGGGCAGUGAACUCUAACGGGGAUGAGGGUCUGGAGCUCAGCAGCCCCAUAGUGUCCAUCAGUGUGGAGGAGGGAAUGUGCCAGCCUCGCGCCUUAGGCACAGUGGGCGCUGAGCCCUUCUCUGCCAAGCUGCGCUAUACUGGAGCAGAAGACCCAGACCACCCCAACCUCAUCAAGCUGACUGUCACCAUGCCUCACAUUGAUGGAAUGCUGCCCGUGGUGUCCACCCGACCCCUGUCUAACUUUGAGCUCACCCUGAGCCCCGAUGGCACCCGUGUCGGCAACCAUCGCUGCUCCAACUUACUGGACUACACCGAGGUUAAGACCCGGCAUGGCUUCCUCACGGACGCCACCAAAAAUCCAGAGGUGAUCGGAGAGACUUCACCUUACCAGUACAGCACCGCCCUCAGAGGGUCCAGCACCCUGCGGUUUUACAGAAACCUCAACUUGGAGGCAUGCCUGUGGGAGUUCACCAACUACUAUGACAUGUCUGAGCUGCUCAGCGACUGUGGAGGCACCAUCGGGACUGAUGGACAGGUUUUGAAUCUGGUCCAGUCCUAUGUGACCCUGCGCGUCCCGCUGCACGUGUCCUAUGUUUUCCACUCUCCUGUGGGAGCAGGGGGGUGGCAGCACUUUGACUUGCAGUCAGAGCUGAGGCUCACAUUCGUGUACGACACUGCCAUCUUGUGGAGGGAUGGUAUCGGUAGCCCACCAGAGGCAGAAUUACAAGGUGCCCUGUACCCCACCAGCAUGCGCAUAAACGGCCACGGACGCCUGGUGGUCAACUUCCGCACCGAGGCUCGAUUCAGAGGCCUGUUUGUCUUUUCACACCCAGCCUCGCCCCUCUCCUCCAUGGUCAUGUGUCCGGACCACCCUGGUUUGACCUUUAACCUCAGUCUCGUGAGGAGCGAGCCCACCUACAACCAGCCCAUCCAGCAGUGGACCUUCGUCUCGGACUUUGCCGUUCGUGACUACUCUGGGACUUACACGGUGAAGCUGGUCCCCUGCACGUCCCCUCCUAACCUGGAGUACACCAUCCCUGCUGUCUGCAAUCCCCGAGAGCCUGUUACCUUCGACCUAGACAUCCGCUUCCAGCAGGUGAGCGACCCAGUGGCUGCAGAGUUCAGUCUGAACACGCAGAUGAUCCUCCUGUCCAAGCGGACGCUGUGGCUGUCAGACGGCUCCAUGGGCUUCGGGCAGGAGAGCGACACCGCCUUCUCACAGGGGGAUAUAAUCUACGGGCGAGUGAUGGUUGAUCCGGUGCAGAACUUGGGUGACUCCUUUAUUUGUAAUAUUGAGAAAGUGUUUCUGUGUACCGGAGCUGACGGCUAUGUCCCGAAAUACAACCCCAACAGCUUUGAGUUUGGCUGUCUGGCUGAUGCGCCGUCCCUUCUCUAUAGAUUCAAGAUUAUUGAUAAGGCCCAGCCGGAGACCCAGGCCAGGUCGUUCGGAAAUGUUGCUUUCAACGCCGUCCUGGCAGUGGACGAUCCCAGGGCUCUGGCUUUAGUGAGGCAGCCGGGGUCAGACGGUUUCAGAAUGGACUCUUCAGCCCUCUUCCAGGUGUCUGCAGGGAGGGAAUGGUACAUCCACACCAUCUACACCGUCCGCUCGCGGGAUAACGCCAACCGUGGCAUAGGGAAGAGAAGCGUGGAGUACCACUCGCUGAGCCGUCACACCGGCCCGGCUCCAAAAGGUCAGCCUCGCGCCAGAAGGUCGGCCAACGAGGCUCCGGACAUCGUGGAGGAGAUCGGCGUCAACAACAACCGCGGCACCAACAUCCUGCACAUAGCCCUGGACCGCAGCAGCCAGCGGAGAACCAGCCCCGAGAGAGAGAUCGCCACCAAGGGGAUCGUACCGCGCGAGCUCAACCAGAGAGACGACGGCGACGACGGCGUAGUGUUGAUCAUCGGCGUCUUCGUCGGGCUGCUCCUCACCGUCCUCAUCGUCAUCGUGGUGGUGCUGCUGCUCCGGUCCAAGCAGGAGAAGAAGAAGAAGAAGGAAGCGCCCAAAGGCUCCAGCAGCACCGAGCCCAUGAUGACGCAGGGCCUCAGCAACACUGACAGCUCAGAGGUCUAACGGGCCGCGGAGCCGACGGGGGGAAAUCGGGAUUUUUAGUUACCGUUUUUGUUUUUGCAAGUGCCUCAUGUCUAGUAAACACUGAAGAGGGGAGUGUGAAGCAGCACAAACUACAAGAGCUUUGGUUCUACUCAGAAAUCUACUUGAAAGACAGCAUCACCUCCAGUGUCGGCGCGACUUCUGGACGCAGAGCGGCGGCGGGGGGGGGGGGGGGGCGACUGACUGCAUCGGUAUCUGUUCAAGGCACUUGUCAAGUUGUCAGCACUCACUUAUCGCUUUGCUUUUCAAUGCCACUCGAUCCAAAAAUGUGUAUUAUUUCCAAAGGUGCUACAGAAGAUGCCUCUUAAACUCGUACGGUCGUCGGUGUCUCACAGAGCAGGUCAAGAGAAGGUCGAGAAUAUCAAAAGGAUUUUUUUUUUUUUUUUGUGUGUGUGUGUGUGUGUUUUUUUUUUUUUUUUUUUUUUUUUUUUUUUUGCGUUCCAUAGUAGUCGUUAUUUCUCUGUGUCCAAACACUGUCCAUAGUUUGCUUACACUGGGAGAACCUUGCUUGUCUGUUCUUGAGGUUAAAUAAUGAUUUGUCCUGAGAUUCAGUACGUGCCUAAGAAAUCACUGGAUUGUUAAGGUUUUUAGGAUACACGUUACGAUUGUCCCGUGUGAUCCGUGAGACGUUACCACAAAGGAGCAAUGUUUUUGACAUUGUUUUGUUGUGCUCAUGGUUACUUUUUUUGUCGCUCUUUUUUGCAUGCUCUUUUAUUUUUGUAUUUUCUGAUUGUGUGAAAUUGUAAAAAAAAAAAAAAAAAUGUCUAAAUGCUGAUUUGAAUGGAAUUGUGACACGUGUGUCUAAUCUACUGUAUUUCCGACAGUUUUACUAUGUAUUUCUACAUUAUAUCCCAGAAGAAACAGUAUUUAUCAGCAGCAGCUAAUUGUUAUUGUUAAAUAGUCCCCCUAACGUUCGGUUGUUGAAACAUGUUCUGAUUUUACGAUCCUGUAAUUGACGCAUAGCACUGAAUCAAGUAAGAGAAGUGGAAAUUUAUAGACCCUGUAGUAUUGAGGUGACUUUUAAAGACAGCUGGUCUGCAAUGUACAGUGUAGUAUAGUAGCGGUUCCAUAUCCACUAUUUACGGCAGCCAUUAUUUUUGCUAUUUACACAGCUGCUCCGCUCCGUUUCUAAGUGUUGACUACUGUAGCUUAUUAGAGGUAGGUGGGAUUCACAGGCCCUCUCACAACAGGCCUAGGUGUUGACUGUGCGGUGUCAUUUUCUUUUUUAAUCCUGUGAAACCAUAUCAUAGGUUUAUCAAAUUUCAGUUAAAGGGAAUUCAUUUCUUUUUUUUUUUUUUUUUUUUAGCCACGAUUAUGGCCUGAUUCAUUCGUUGCGGGAUUAUUUAUUUAUUUUUAAUGCAUCCUUAUUUAGUGCUGACAAAAAAUGCAGAACUUUAGUUUGACUGACUCAUUGAUAUAUCUAUCCAUCUAUAUCUAUAUCUAUCUAUCUAUCUAUAUAUAGAUAGAUAGAUAGAUAGAUAGAUAUAGAUAUAGAUGGAUAGAUAGAUAUGCCAUUUCCACUGAAACAGGAAUCAGAAGAAGCUUCAUAAUCCUAGCUAUGUGACAAACAGUGUUUUUUCAGAUCCAGGCGCUGGAUUGCCAUAAAGUCUGGACUCUCUCUGUGGAUUACCUCAUGCAGUAUCUUAAGAUAGACACUAACUUCCCAGUCACUACUUUAUAAAUGUCAAGUUUAUUUGCAGUUUUAUUUUGAGUAAAAAAAAAAAAAAAAAACUUUCUAUGCAACCUGUGAUAUCAUACAUGUUUACCUUAUUUUUUUUUAGUGCACAGUUUGCUUAAUCUAGAGUUUGACACUGCAUCAAUGUACUGUGGUUCUUUUAUUCCACCUAAACGAUUUGAGUUGAAUGCAUUUAAGGCCCAUUUUUAUGCACAUGUAUGUAUGUAUAUACAUAUGUAUUACUUAUAAAUAUACCAUUUGGAUGUUUUGGGAAUGGUCAUUGUUCAGAAAUGCAUAUGUGCUGUAAGUAUUUGUAACAUAGACCAGAAGCACAAGGUGGUCUGCAAAUAAAUAUUUUUUUUUUUUCCAGAAAAA
Myripristis murdjan (pinecone soldierfish) is the source of this 11490-nucleotide messenger RNA. It is a transcript of the gene frem2b, whose product is annotated as FRAS1 related extracellular matrix 2b. NCBI's taxonomy places the organism in Eukaryota, Metazoa, Chordata, Actinopteri, Holocentriformes, Holocentridae. Gene Ontology annotation, cellular component: membrane. Gene Ontology annotation, biological process: anatomical structure morphogenesis; cell communication. The record is from RefSeq and is a predicted model, not a curated record. Bases 45 to 9401 code for a protein of 3118 amino acids. The transcript has 24 exons.